CGUAUCACGAUUAUUACAUCCACACUGACGUAGAUAAAAUGCUGUGUGUGGAAGAUAAGAUUACGUCCGUACUGGCAGUCACAGUCACGAUCAUCCUAAAAGGUAACAACACCUAUCAGAGAAGUGAUUCCGCUCGUUUAAUCGUUUUAUUAAAGCGUAAUUGGUAUCGUUUAUUUACGAAAACAUCAGUCUCGAUACUUCCGUGUGGAAUAACCGGUAUAAUUACGCGAUCGGUAUGCUGGUUUUUCUCGUUUUCAACGUUAUUGGAAUCGGUGUUUCGGCACAAUCUGUCGAAACUUGUUCGCCGCUAUGCGUGUGUGAUGUUUGGUACAAGCUGCAGCGAGCUUCUUGCACAGGCCGCCAUCUUUACAGCGUACAUGCAGGCACCAUGCAUAAUGUGGAGGCCUUGGACUUGUCGGAUAACGUGGUGUCCACUUUGAACGGUUUCGAACUGGAGAAUGUAGGUCUGGCGAACGUGAAAUUUCUGAAUCUGUCGAAAAACACGAUCAGCGAUAUCGAUUUAAAUGCUUUCUAUGGACUGUUCAACUUAACCAUACUGGAUUUGUCCAGAAAUCAUCUUUAUUCCAUUUCGAGCGAUGUUUUCGUGGAGAACAAAAAUUUGAAAAUUUUGUACCUGUCCAAAAACAACUUCAACUCCCAUGUGCCGAAGUUGCGCACGACUUCGCUCACGGAGCUGAACUUGGAUUCUUGCCAGAUCAGUCAUUUACCUUCGGACACGUUCAGUGGACUCCCGCGUCUUCAGCGUCUGAAUCUUUCAAAUAAUUUAAUGAUUCAAUUGAGUCGCUCCGUUCUGCAAAAGUUGCCUCAUUUGAAGGAGAUAUCGUUGGAGGAGAAUCCAUGGUCGUGUAAUAAAGACAUGCAUCAACUGUACAGACAUCUCGUGCACCAUGGAGUGAAGUUUCUUGAAUUCUGCGGUCUAAAGCAUCCGAAAAAAUUUGAAAAAAUGGUGGUCGCCCCUACGAAAGACUUGACGAAUUACAGUCGCUCCGCAGCAACGAAUGCGACCACUGCGGGUACAGUGAUAAGCAAGGAUAAUCUCACCAGCGUAUCCGACAAUAAAACUCAGUUGAUAUGCGAAGAAUCGAAGAAACAAAUGCUUCUUUCCAAUUCGCUUUGGUUGCUCGUUAUCGGCUUUAUACUUGGUACGGCAUGCGGUUUGAUCGGUUCCUAUAUAUGGUUGUCGGGAAUGUGUUCAUGUGUCCGAUCUCGGAGACAAGGAAACACCUCGUCCGAUGUUUGGGGCCACACUAUACUGUUGAAUCCAUAUUUAUUAAAUAGCGUAGAUAACCAUAGUCUGACCGAGUCGUGUCCCGGUACUCCACCGCCGUCCUAUCGGGAAGUUAUGCUACGACCUAGUAGGUACCGCCUAAUGAGACAUUAAAUUCAAAUCAUACUUAAAAUCAAACGUAAGUAAGAAAAGAUUUUUCAAAAUGCACACACACACACUGUUUGCACAUUUAAAAGAAGCAUCUACACGUAAACAGACCAGAUCAUUGUUAUAUGUUGUACACGAGUGAUUUCUUCAAAACACAUGCGAGAGAUUUGUUGUUAAAAAAAAGACGAUACCUGAAUUUUACUCAAUUAAUUAAUAACAACAUUUAUUAACAGAUACAAUUUAUAAGGUUUAUAUUAACAACAGUAUGAAAUCUCGGUACAUACAACAAAGGAUAUACGUACUUAUUGUAAUUUAUAUUACAAUAUAUUACAUGCAUAUGUAUAUAUACGUACAUAACAAUGAGUAUUAUUAAGUCUUUUUAAUAAUAUCGUAUUAUGAUAAAAAAAAG
Messenger RNA from Megalopta genalis, 1805 nucleotides. The record is from RefSeq and is a predicted model, not a curated record. Lineage: Eukaryota; Metazoa; Arthropoda; Insecta; Hymenoptera; Halictidae.